ACGUCACCAAGGUUAAAGCGUGACGUGCUACGUGUUAUCAGGGUUACAAAGUGUGAUGCUAGUGAUUUGCUGUUAGCCUCCUUGUUCUAUAUGUCAUACCUGGACUUUACACAUCACCCAGUGCGUGGCCAUGUCGCGGAACACCGCAGACAACAGAAAGUUGGAGAGGCUGACGGUGUCAUGGAGCACAUGUCGUCUCCCGUCAGGUUCCGCAGCAGUAAGAGAGGGACAGUUGCAGUUUUCCAGUCUGUCCAUUGAAGACCAGGAGGACACUCAGUUUCCUUUUGCCAUGAGGGAUUUGCCUCCUGUCUCUCAGCCUGGUGAACAGCGUCAGAUGCCAGGCCACCAGGCACAAGUCAGCCGUGAGGCAGAAGGAACAGCACCCAACGGGAGACUCCCGAGCCUUCCCGGGACUCCCACCCUGCCCCGUCCCGUCCCCUGCCACCAUGCAGACUCUCCGACAGUCCCUCCAAGAGCACAUCGCGUUAGACCAGAUGCAGAGUUUUCGCCCAUGCCACUGAGGAGACAGCUCGCCUCUCAAGUGUCUGUGGACUGUCCACCCAGCCCGUCCUCACGUCCACACAGCCCCUGGGGACGCUCUGACCCCUAUGACUCUCCAGAGGAUCAGGACAAGGAGUAUGUGGGUUUUGCCACUUUGCCCAACCAGGUUCACAGAAAGACAGUGAAGAAAGGUUUCACAUUCACACUCAUGGUGGCAGGGGAGUCUGGCCUCGGUAAAUCAACGCUAGUCAACAGCUUGUUCCUCACUGACAUCUACAAAGACAGGAAGGUUCCUAAUGCACAAGAACGGAUCGAUCAGACGGUGGACAUCGUCAAACACACAGUUGGCAUUGAGGAGAAAGGAAUCAAGUUAAGACUCACCAUCAUAGACACACCAGGGUUCGGAGACGCCGUCGACAACACAGAAUGCUGGAAGGAAAUAGAAGACUACAUCGACCAGCAGUUUGAGCAGUACUUCAGAGAUGAGAGCGGGUUGAACAGGAGGAACAUCCAGGACAACAGAGUCCACUGCUGCCUCUACUUCAUCUCUCCGUUUGGCCACGGUCUUCGACCUCUGGAUGUGGAGUUUAUGAAGGCCCUGCAUGAAAAAGUCAACAUAGUUCCAGUGUUGGCCAAAGCUGACAGCCUGACACAUUCUGAGAUCUGCAGAAAGAAAAAAAAGAUCAGAGAGCAGAUCAAGCAGUUUGGGAUUAACAUCUACCAGUUUCCUGAGUGUGAUUCAGACGAGGAGGAGGAAUUUAAAAAUCAGGACCAGAUACUCAAGGACAGCAUCCCGUUUGCAGUAAUUGGGAGUAAUGUUCAGGUGGAGAGUAAAGGGCGCAGGUGCAGGGGUCGCACCUAUCCCUGGGGUGUGGUGGAAGUGGAGGACCCGGCUCACUCUGACUUCCUGCUGCUGAGGAACAUGCUGGUGAGGACGCACAUGCAGGACCUGAAGGACGUGACCCAGGAGACGCACUAUGAAAACUACAGGGCCGAGUGCAUCCAGAACAUGAGGCGCAUGCAUUUGAGGAAACGCAGUUUGCUUGAGAAGCAUCAAGAUGUGAACGAAGCAGAUUUUCCUCUGCCGCUGGCCGCCGUUGACACAGAGACAGAAAUACUCAUCAUUCAGAAAGACAAAGAGCUGAGGAGGAUGCAGGAGGUGCUGGAGAGGGUUCAGGGGCAGAUGCAGCAGAGCCAGAAAGCUGCUGCCGAAUGUCCCGUAAUCCCUCCAAGACAGGAGGUCAACAAGGAGCGGCCAGGACCACAAAGGAGGCCCUGUUUAUGAAGCCUUGAAUAAAAAGGAAAUCAGCCAUA
Messenger RNA from Acanthopagrus latus (yellowfin seabream), 1815 nucleotides. Its product is annotated as septin-5-like. The transcript is spliced from 13 exons. Gene Ontology annotation, biological process: regulation of exocytosis; cytoskeleton-dependent cytokinesis. The record is from RefSeq and is a predicted model, not a curated record. Gene Ontology annotation, molecular function: GTP binding; GTPase activity; molecular adaptor activity. NCBI's taxonomy places the organism in Eukaryota, Metazoa, Chordata, Actinopteri, Spariformes, Sparidae. Gene Ontology annotation, cellular component: septin ring; cell division site; synaptic vesicle. The coding region runs from base 131 to 1786 and encodes 551 amino acids.